This is a messenger RNA of Morus notabilis, 1854 nucleotides long. Its product is annotated as protein HOTHEAD. The record is from RefSeq and is a predicted model, not a curated record. NCBI's taxonomy places the organism in Eukaryota, Viridiplantae, Streptophyta, Magnoliopsida, Rosales, Moraceae. The coding region runs from base 50 to 1681 and encodes 543 amino acids. The transcript is spliced from 3 exons. Gene Ontology annotation, molecular function: oxidoreductase activity, acting on CH-OH group of donors; flavin adenine dinucleotide binding.
UCUCACACGUCAAUAAAUUACACCCUUCUUUCUCUCUAAUGGCAGUUGUAUGAAAGCAUCAAAAAAGAAGAAAAUGAAGUUUCCACAAGCCAUUCCUGUGUUGUUCUUCUUACUCAUAGAUUUUUCCUCUCUAUGUUCUCCAGUACAAUCUCAAGAAACAGCACUUCCCCGCAUGACUUCAGAUGUCGACGAAGUCUCGGGCAAGUCCUUUGACUACAUUAUAGUUGGAGGAGGAACUGCAGGCUGCCCCUUAGCCGCGACUUUGUCUGAGAAGUUCUCGGUGCUUUUGGUCGAGAGAGGUGGUUCGCCGUUUGAAAAUCCUUUGAUAUUGGACAAGAAUCUCUACGGAUUGUCAUUGCUCCAAACCGACAAAUACACUUCGGUUGCUCAAAUGUUUGUCUCGGAGGAUGGUAUUCAGAAUCUGCGAGGAAGAGUUCUUGGAGGGUCAUCUGCCAUAAAUGGUGGAUUUUACAGCAGAGCUAGUGAGGAUUUUGUCAAACAGGCUGGUUGGGAUGAGAAGCUAGUGAAAGACGCUUACAAAUGGGUUGAAUCUAGAGUCGUGUUUACACCCGAAUUGACGCCCUGGCAGACGGUGGCGGAAUUUAGCUUCCUUGAAGCAGGGAUUUUGCCAUAUAAUGGUUUUAGUCUAGAGCAUAUUGAGGGAACAAAGAUUGGCGGGAGUGUUUUUGAUGGACGUGGGAAAAGGCACACCUCGGCUGAGCUUUUAAAGGCAGGGAAUCCAAAAAACAUCAUUGUUCUUUUGAAUGCAACCGUGAAGAGUGUCAUUUUCCGUAGCAAUGGAAACACAACUGAGAAAAUAACUCACGGGAUAAGAUACAUCAAGAGCGAUGGCACUUCUGAUCAAACCUACAGAGCUUAUCUCAACCAUCCAAACAAUCCCAUUUCAUCAGGCGAUGUUAUACUAUCAGCCGGGGCUUUAGGCAGCCCGCAAAUUCUACUGUUGAGUGGCAUUGGCUCUUACAAACACCUAAGGAGUUUCAAGCUUCCACUUAUGGUUGAUCUAAAGGGAGUCGGGCGCGGAAUGAAAGACAACCCCGGCGUCGCCGUUUUGGUGGACUCAGAGCCACAAAAACGACAACCGGAUACACCCCAAGUUGCAGGCAUCACAGAUGACUUCAAUAUCAUAAUUGAAGCAGGAAUACUACCUAUAAGCCUCAAUGCGACAAGGGUUCCAAUUGCAGCCAAACUCGCAUUCCCCUUAUCAAAGGGAAAGCUAGAGUUGAAGAGCAAAGAUCCAAAGGAAAACCCAUCUGUGAAAUUCAACUACCUUGAAAAGGAAGAAGACUCAAAUGGGUGUGUGAGAUUGGUGGAGCUGCUCAAACGAGUUGAGAAGUCUCAAUCCAUUGCUCUCUUCCUUGGGACACAGCACAAGAAAAGCAAUCUGAUGAUGACUUCUGAAGAUGAGGUGAGGAAGUUUUGCAAGAAGAACGCGAGGACUUUUUACCACUAUCAUGGUGGUUGUAUAGUUGGAGAGGUUGUUGACAAGAAUUAUAGAGUUUAUGGUGUUAAGGGACUAAGAGUUGUUGAUGGCUCAACUUUCUCGGAAUCACCAGGCACAAAUCCAAUGGCAACUCUUUUAAUGCUUGGAAGGUACCAAGGGAUCAAGAUUCCUGAGGAAAGAAAAAAUCAUCCUCCAGAUUGCGAUACACCAAGUCCAUAAAUUAACCUCUAAGAGAUCUAAUGGUUUCUUACCAAUUAUACAUAUAUAUAUAUAUAUGUAGAUUUAGACUAUGAAGAUCCAAACUUUGGAACAAAUUCAGUCAGCAACAACAAUCUACCUUUCUGUGUAUUUAAUUGGGUUUAAUUUUGUGAAUCCAAAUAUUAUAUAUCCAA